This is a messenger RNA of Strongylus vulgaris, 501 nucleotides long. The record is from the annotation of a GenBank genome assembly. NCBI's taxonomy places the organism in Eukaryota, Metazoa, Nematoda, Chromadorea, Rhabditida, Strongylidae.
GUGGCCGUUGACCGCUUGUAUCGUUUCCUCAACGAACAUGUAUUCGAUAGUAAAACAGUUUCGACAGCUAUAGCUGAUAUGGUUUUCGUUGCGGUUAAGAUGCAUCCAUCAUUGUCAUUCGUGCGUUUCUUUUCCUUAAUUAAGAAAAAACUGCAGCAGACAAUUACCACUGAAACGUAUUUGGAAGAAAAGGUUGAUUUUCAAGUGAUCUGGUGGUUGUCCAUGGCAGAUCGUGUUUUAAAGGCUCCUUCGAGCUAUCUGCUCGAAAAUUGGGCUGAGGUGAGAAGUUUGUUGGAGAUAGUGCUGCCUCUUAAGAAGUGCACACUUGCUACUGAGAAAGCCACUGCUAUCCUCGAAAGCGUACUUGAAGGCUUAUGCAGUAUAUAUCUUCUUGAAUCCCCUACUCGACGAGCUAAUGCCGACAAGAGCAUGGAGGAAGAUCUAGCUAUCAGACAUUGGUCAGCUACGGUAGAUAAGAAGACUUGGCAGCCACAAUGGUGA